GUAACUUCAGUUUUUAGAGAAAAAAGAAGUUGGGAUUUUUUUGUAAAAUCAUGCCAUCUGAACAGAAACUGUUAUUUUUUGAUGAAAAACAAACUACUUUAAGAAAAGAUUAUGAUGUGAAAAAUGAGAUAGUAGAUACUAUCAGAUCAGUACCUAGAGCAAAAAUUUCAGAAAGUAGUUUUCACUAUGAACUAAAAAAUGUGAAAAUUGAUUUGCCGAAGAUAAAUAUCCCAAAUGAAGUCUUUUUGAACCAUGAAGUUGACAAAUACAGAAAAUUAUUUCAGCGUCAACCACAGACUGCAAGAAAAUCUAUCAGUGUAAAGACUGUAAGCUGUGUAGAGGAGUGUAUGUUGCUCCAUAAGUCUGAGCGAGUUGAAGAAGAGGGUUUAAAAAUGUCUGCAAAAAUACUCAAUUUCAACUGUUUAAAAUGCCGAGAUAGCACUCGAUACAGUCCAAAUGAUUUGCAGAAACACUUUCAAAUGUGGCACCAUGGUGAAUUACCUUCAUAUCCUUGUGAAAUGUGCAGUUUUUCAGCAAAUGACUUCCAGAUAUUUAAACAACACAGACGGACACAUAGAAGCACUUUAGUAAAAUGUGACAUUUGUAACAAUGAGAGUGUAUAUACUUUAUUAGACUUGACAAAACAUUUUGCAUCCACACAUUGUGUAAAUGGUAGUUUUCAAUGUGAAAAGUGCAAAUUCUCCACCCAGGAUGUUGGCACAUUUGUUCAGCACAUUCAUAGACAUAAUGAAAUCCAUUAUAAAUGUGGUAAGUGCCAUCAUGUAUGUUUUACCAAAGGAGAGCUUCAGAAGCACCUUCAUGUUCAUUCUGGUACAUUUCCCUUCACUUGUCAAUAUUGUAGCUAUGGUGCCACUAGGAGAGAGCACCUGGUAAGACAUGUUAUAACUCUGCACAAAGAACACUUAUAUGCGAAAGAAAAACUGGAAAAAGACAAAUAUGAAAAGAGGAUGGCAAAGACUUCAGCAGGACUUAAGCUGAUACUGAAAAGAUACAGAAUAGAUGCAUCAAGGAAGACGUUCUGGAAACGCAAGAAGAUCAACAAUGGAAGUGACAGGAGUAUAGAAAAAAACACUCAAGUGCUUAAAAAAGUGAACAAAACACAGGCUAAAUCUGAAGACCAGAGCCAUCUUGUUCAAGAGCAUUUAAAUGAAGAAAAGGAUGAAAGACCACACUGUGAGAAUAAUGAUAAACCUGCUGAGUCAGAGUCAGAAAAGCCAACUCUUCUGUCCACUGGGCAAUGUAAUAGAGCUGAAGAGGGAUCAAAUUCUACUCUAGGUUUCUUGAAGACUGCUGUACAAGGACCUACAGUGUUAAUGGUGAAAAAUAAUAGAAUAACAAUUCCUGCUAACUACAGUGCUGAUUUUAUGGGAUUUAAGAUGGUGGAUGGAAAACAACAUAUUGUAAUAAAAUUGUUACCUACCAAUAAACAGAAUUUAUAUUUACCAGGCUCACAGUCAGAUGCUGCAAAGGACAGUACUGCCAAUUUGCAGCCCCAGACUUUGGACACUGCUGGAUUUUUAGCAGGAGUAACAGCUGAAUUAAGUGACACAGUUUACAUGAAAGCAAAUACUCCAUUUUCAUGUUCAUCUCCUAUAUUUUCAGGGAAAGUAACGUCAGAAAAAGAAAUGGCUUUGCUAUCUCAAACGAGUAAUACGCUUCAAACAGUGGAUGAUGAUAAAAAUGUGUCUUCUUUGUCAGCAUCAGAAUUGGUUUCAGCAUCAGUGAAUUUGACCACAAAAGUUGAAACAAAAGAUAAUAUUGACCUAUGGGGAAGUUAUAUUACUCAGAGUCACCCUGAGAUAUCAGGUGCUGCCAUUAGAAGUCCAGAUAAAGUCAACUCUACUGCCAAACAAAAUGCAUACAACAGUGGAGAUAUGCAUAACUAUUGCAUUAAUUAUGUCAACUCUGAGUUACCUGUUGAAUCUUCCAACCAAGGAUCAUUGCCCUUUCAUAAUUACUCAAAAGUAAAUAAUUCUAAUAAACGUCGUAGGUUUUCAGGAACAGGAAUGUGUGAAAACCCUCAAAAAGAACCUUCAUCAAGCAAGACAGUUGUUCAACAACCAAUAAGUGAAUCAGUUUUAUCACUGGUGAGGAAGGAGAGCUCAAAUCCAGAUAGCAUGUUAGCAUCUAUUAGCCUUUUAAAUACUAAAGAUGGAACUUUAAAAAUGCAAACUGAAAUUGAAGAACAGUGUGUUUUAGAAAAAGGAGAAAACAUUGAUGGACAGAACUUAUACACUAAUGAAAAUCAGAAUUUAGAGAGCAUGACUGAGAAAUCUAAGUGGGAUGACAUUUCUAAUGUUGAGUCACCUAUGAUGCCUAGAAUCACAUCUGUUUUCUCUCUCCAGAGUAAACAGGCAUCAGAAUUUUUGCCACCUGAAGUAAACCAGUUACUUCAGGAUGGAUUAAAAACAAAAUCUGAGGUAAAACAAGACUCUAGUAAUAGUAACACUCCUGAUAAAGGCCUGCCACUUCAUUGUGACCAGUCAUUUCAGAAACUUGAGGGAGAAGGCAAAAUAGUUGAAUCUUCAAAAGACGUCAAAGUACAAGGCAUCUUCCCAAUCCCAUCUGGUGGUAUAGGGAUUAAUGUGCCUACAAAUGAUCUGAAUUUAAAAUUUAGUGGAAAAGAAAAACAAAAUGUGUCAAUAUCACAAGAUGUGAGAGAUUCAGAAAAGACACCUAGAAUUUCAGGUAUUGGCACAUUACUUAAGACUCAGUCAGAUGCAAUAAUAACACAGCAGCUCGUAAAAGAUAAACUACGAGCCACUACACAAAAUUUAGGUUCUUUAUAUAGGCAGAGUCCACUUCUGAAUUCAGAACCAAAAAAGGCUAUAUUUGUUCAGACUCCAAAAGGCUUUUUUGUACCAUUGCACAUUGCUAACAAGCCUGGAUUACAUGUUGUUUCAGGAAGACCACUUCCAUUGGUUAAUACACAAGGUGUACCUGCUUCUCUUCUUUUAAAUAAGAAACCUGGGAUGAUUUUAACAUUUAAUAAUGGGAAACUUGAAGGUAUUUCCACUGUCAAAAUUGAGAGUUCUCAAGCUUGUGGAACUACAGCUAAGGAGCCCUGCAGAACACCUUUUUUAAAGGUAGAACCAAACAGUAAUUGUCUGACACCUGCACUUUGUUCCAGCAUUGGCAGUUGUUUGAGCAUGAAAAGUAGCUCAGAAAAUACUUUGCCAUUAAAAGGCCCUUACAUUAUCAAAACAUCAGCAAAUUCUUCAGUGAAAGCUGUUCCUACUCCUAAUACAGUAUCUGAGCAUCAGGGCACCAAGUUGAAUAACUUGGACUCAGUAAAACAGCAGAAUGAGAUUUUUCCAAAACCACCUCUUUAUACCCUCUUGCCUGAUGGCAAACAAGCUGUUUUUUUAAAGUGUGUGAUGCCAAAUAAGACUGAGCUGCUUAAGCCUAAAUUAGUCCAAAAUAGUACGUAUUAUCAAAACAUACAGCCAAAGAAACCUGAAGGAACACCACAAAAAAUAUUGCUGAAAAUUUUUAACCCUGUUUUAAAUGUGACUGCUGCUAACAAUCUGUCUGUAAGCACCUCUGCAUCCUCAUUGCAGAAAGACAAGGUACCAUCUAAUCAGACUACAGGAGGAGAGCAGAGAGAGCCAGAAUCUUCUAGAGAUGCCUUACCCUUCUUACUAGAUGAUAUGAUGCCAGCAAAUGAAAUUGUGAUAACUUCUACUGCAACAUGCCCAGAAUCUUCUGAGGAACAAAUGUGUUUCACUGACCGUUCAGACACCAGGGUAUUAAGGUGUAAAACAAAUUGUACAAUCGAGAGAAACUUCAAUAGAAAAAAGACUUCGAAAAAAAAAUUUUCAAGAAUUAAAACUCAUGUAAGAAGUAAAGAUUCCGAAACUGCCUUUGUAUCUAGAAACAGAAACUGUAAACGAAAGUGUAGGGAUAGUUAUGAAGAACCUCCAAGAAAAAAAGCAACAUUACAUAGAAAGUGUAAAGAAAAGUCUAAACCUGAAGAUGCCCGUGAAUCGUUUGAUUUUAGCAGACCAAGGCUUUCAAAAGAUUCAGUCAGAACUUUGCGGCUUUUCCCCUUUAGUUCCAAACAGCUUGUGAAAUGUCCUAGGAGAAACCAACCAGUUGUAGUUUUGAAUCAUCCUGAUGCAGAUGCACCAGAAGUAGUAAGUGUAAUGAAAACUAUUGCUAAAUUUAAUGGACGUGUACUUAAGGUUUCAUUGUCAAAAAGAACUAUCAGUGCUUUACUGAAGCCAGUUUGUGAUAAUGCCCCAAAAACAAUUUAUGGUGAUUUUUCCAAAAGACAUAAAACAUUGAAACCUGUUAGUUCUGUCAAAGAAAGAUUUGUGCUAAAAUUAACACUCAAAAAGACAAGCAAAAACAAUUAUCAGAUCGUGAAAACUACCUCUGAAAAUGUUCUGAAAGCUAAAUUUAACUGUUGGUUUUGUGGUAGAGUAUUUGACAAUCAGGAUGCUUGGGCUGGUCAUGGGCAGAGACAUUUAAUGGAGGCCACUCGUGAUUGGAAUACGUUAGAAUAAUUUACUGUAGUUACCAAGGAAAAGAAAAGUAAAACUAUCUUAGAAAAAAAC
Messenger RNA from Neomonachus schauinslandi (Hawaiian monk seal), 4580 nucleotides. It is a transcript of the gene ZNF518A, whose product is annotated as zinc finger protein 518A. The transcript has a single exon. Bases 51 to 4529 code for a protein of 1492 amino acids. Gene Ontology annotation, cellular component: nucleus. The record is from RefSeq and is a predicted model, not a curated record. Lineage: Eukaryota; Metazoa; Chordata; Mammalia; Carnivora; Phocidae. Gene Ontology annotation, biological process: regulation of transcription by RNA polymerase II. Gene Ontology annotation, molecular function: RNA polymerase II transcription regulatory region sequence-specific DNA binding; DNA-binding transcription factor activity, RNA polymerase II-specific.